GGGAAAGUGGGAGUGGUGUCAAUGAGCAGGCAAGCUAAUAGAGUCUUCUGCUCAGCAAGGUCUCACCACGGGUGGCUAGUUCUUCGUGCUGUACCCAUUUCAUUGAUUCGUUUACCAGGAUUACAGCCUUGCAAAGAUGACAAUGGACGCUCUGCAACUAGCGAACACUGCUUUUGCAGUUGAUAUGUUCAAAAAACUGUGUGAGAAGGACAAAACAGCCAAUAUUAUUUUUUCCCCACUGUGUACCUCAACGUCUCUGGCUCUGGCAUAUAAAGCUACGAAAGGUGAUACUGCAGACCAAAUGAAACAGGUACUCCAUUUGCAAGAUGUCAAAGAUGUUUCUUUCGGGUUUCAAACAGUAACUUCAGAUGUUUCCAAACUCAGCUCUUUCUUUGCACUGAAAAUGGUCAAACGGCUCUUUGUAGACAAGUCUGUUAAUCCUACCACAGACUUUGUCAACUCCACAAAGAGGCCUUUUCCAUCUGAACUGGAAUUAGUGGAGUUCAAAGAAAAGACUGAGGAAACCCGACAGAAGAUCAACCAGUCUCUUUCAGAGCUAACUGAUGGCAAAAUGGAGAAUAUUUUGAAUGAGGAUAGUGUCAGUGACCAGACUCAGAUCCUCCUAGUUAAUGCAGCUUAUUUUGUCACAAACUGGAUGAAGAAGUUCCCAGAGGCAGAGAUCAAAGAAUGUCCUUUUAAAAUCAACAAGACUGAAACUAAACCAGUGCAAAUGAUGAAUCUGGAAGCUACUUUUUGCCUGGGCUAUGUAAAAGAAUUAAAUGUUGCCAUCCUUGAGCUUCCAUGCCUUAACAAACAUAUAAGCAUGCUCAUUCUGUUGCCCAAAGAAAUUGAAGAUGAGACCACUGGCUUGGAGCAGCUGGAAAAGGCACUCACCCCUGAGACAUUAUUACAGUGGACCAAUCCCAGCAUGAUGGCCAACACCAAAGUGAAUGUAUUUCUUCCAAAGUUUAGCAUGGAAGGUGAUUAUGACCUGAAGCCAAUUCUGGAAAGCUUGGGAAUGAAAAAUGUCUUCAAUGAGAGCACAUCAGAUUUCUCUGAGAUGUGUGAGACAAAAGGUGUGGUUUUGUCAAAGAUCAUCCAUAAAGUCUCUUUGGAAGUAAAUGAACAAGGUGGCGAGUCCCGAGAGGUACCAGGAUAUCGGAUUCUGCAACACAAAGACGAAUUUAAAGCUGACCAUCCAUUUAUCUUUUUGUUUAGGCAUAACAAAACUCGCAACGUGAUUCUUUCAGGCCGAUUCUGUUCCCCUUAA
Molecule: messenger RNA, 1270 nt
Organism: Cariama cristata (Red-legged seriema)
Lineage: Eukaryota; Metazoa; Chordata; Aves; Cariamiformes; Cariamidae
Gene: SERPINB5
Product: serpin peptidase inhibitor, clade B (ovalbumin), member 5
Exons: 7
Coding region: 137-1270 (377 amino acids)
Biological process (GO): negative regulation of endopeptidase activity
Molecular function (GO): serine-type endopeptidase inhibitor activity
Source: RefSeq, a predicted model, not a curated record